Molecule: messenger RNA, 917 nt
Organism: Geodia barretti
Lineage: Eukaryota; Metazoa; Porifera; Demospongiae; Tetractinellida; Geodiidae
Source: the annotation of a GenBank genome assembly
AGGCGUGGUUGCCAGUUCUAAUUGGUGCCCACCGUUGGAACCUAUGGAGGAACAACUGGAGGUGGAGACGAGACGGCAGGUGUGUGUUGAGCUGGACAGAGUCCUCGUAGAGCUUAUGGACUGCCUGGAGCGGCUGGCGACUCUGCGCGGGCGGCUUUCUCGAGAAGUCAGCGAAGGCUAUUUCAACAUGGCCAAAUCUCGCUACUCCAUGGGUCCUCUGUCUGUCGGCCAACUCCAGUACGACAGUGUGAUGGCUCCGACUUGUCUGGUUGAGGUAGACGACGAGGAGGCCCCUGGUAAUCAAGACCCAGACGAGACGACACCGGCUGCCAACAAGACAACAGAGACCGGAUUGGCACCUUCACAUACAGUGUUCAGAGUCUUCAGACCGACUUAUAGUGGAGAUGGGGAGGGAGAUGGAAGGGGGAGAGGAGGAGGGGAGGAGGAGGAGGAGGGAGGGGUGAGAAGACGAAGACCUCACACGGGGGAGGCGGAGCCACGUGGGGAGGGGGUGGAGGAAGUGGAGAGGAGGAGAGAUGGUGGAGAGGGGUCAGAGGGGAAGGCUGCAGUCAAAAACCCGCUGAACUGGUUUGGCGUUCUUGUUCCACAAGCACUGAGACAGUCGCAGAAACACUUCAUCAGAGUGACUGGUGUGUGUGUUGAGCUGGCGACGGAGCAAAGCAGACUGGAGACACUGAGACGUCAUUUCACCACACUCCGGUACAGAAAACAGCAACUCUCAGAAAACAGUUAAUAAAUAUUGUAGCCAUAGGGGACUAUAGUAUCAUGUAUCAUGUAGGAUACCUUGUCAAAUUCACCAUUAUUAUUGUUGUUAACUGCAAACAAUGGUGUUCGUUGUUGUUUUGCAUAAAAAUAUAAUCACUUGUAUAUAUACAUGGAAUUCGGCUCUCAAACAA